Messenger RNA from Lodderomyces jiufengensis, 1878 nucleotides. RefSeq lists its product as uncharacterized. Gene Ontology annotation, molecular function: ribonuclease III activity. The record is from RefSeq and is a predicted model, not a curated record. The coding region runs from base 1 to 1878 and encodes 625 amino acids. Gene Ontology annotation, biological process: RNA processing. NCBI's taxonomy places the organism in Eukaryota, Fungi, Ascomycota, Pichiomycetes, Serinales, Debaryomycetaceae. The transcript has a single exon.
AUGUCAAAACCAGAUAAACCAUUAUUAGUAACAAUUGAAGAUUUAACACAAUUAAGAGCCAACAUAUCACAAUUUCAAGCAACUUUUAAAUCAAUAUGUGAGAAAGCACCAACUGUUGAAUUAUAUGAAUAUUAUUUAAAACUAGCGAACACACCAGGGGUUACAAAUGAAGCAGUUAGUACAAUAGAUAGAUUGAAAGGAGUGAUUGAAACACCUCAAAUCAAAGUAGCAGUCAGAAUUCGUCAAUUAGCAGAAGCUAAAAAAUUAAUAUUUUUAUCUGGAUUAGUUGAUGUUAACUUUAAAGCAGCAGCAGGUACUGAUCAAUCAUUAGAGAAAUUUUUAGAUAUUAUUCCUGACGUUGAUGAUGAAACUAAAAAACUAUUGAAAUUCGAUCAAAACAAAACAAAAUUAUCAACUGAUUAUUAUUCAUAUCCACCAACUUUACCAUUAAUUACAAAUGAAAUAUUAUUAGUUAGAAUAAGUACAGAUAAAUCGUAUAGAAGAAUAAGUGAUUUUGUUGAAUCAUCGUCUUCUAAAUACAAUAAUUCACAUAAUGGGAAAUUAGCAAAUAAAGGUAGAUCAAUUAUGGAUUUUUUGUUAUUAGAAAUAUUAGAAGAAAAAUUACCAAAUUUAUAUGAAACUGAUUUAGUCGUUAUAAGAAACAGACUAAUGUCACCUGAACAGUUGGCAAAAUUUGCAUUUGGAUAUAACUUAGUUGACUCAAUGAAGUAUAAUUUAUCAUCAGAUGCUAAUCUUGAAGAAAAAAUGGUGGUUUGUGGGAAUAUAUUCUUGUCUUAUAUAGCUGGUUUAUACAUGGAAAAUUAUGAUCUAAAAGAGAUUAACUUGUGGUUGAAAAAAUUAUAUGAACCAUUGGUUGUUGAUUUGAAAGCAACAACAACUCCAGUUUCAAAAAUUGCAUUAACUGAAUUAGAAAAUUUGUUUAAAUCAAUAACAAAUUUAACAAAAUUACCAUUUGAUAAUGUUAAAUAUGAGAUAAUUGAAGUCCAACCAGAUCCUCAUGUUGUUCACGUUUUAAUUAAUGAAGAAGUAUUAGGAGUAGGAGCAUCAAGUGUAACUUUUGAAGAUGCAAAAGAUCGUGCAGUUCUAGAUGUUAUGGAUAAUCAAAAGAAUAUUAAUAGAAUUUUUUCAAUAAUGAAAGAAUGUUAUAUGAAGAAUAGAGGUGAAUUAACUACAAUUGAUCAUACUACACAAACUCCAUCGGCUGAAGAACUACAUGAUAACUAUCCUAAUCAACAUCAAUAUCGUUCAAAUAGCUUUAGUGACGCUAAUUCAACUCCAAUUCAAUCAUAUGCAUAUGCACAUCCUCAACAGCAACAACAACAACAACAACAACAACAGCACAUGUAUCAACAAGACCUAAGAUAUUCACUACAACAAUUGCCUCCUCAAAAUAUGGGAUAUCAAAGAACUUCACCACCAUCAAUGCCAAGAUAUGGUCAACAACCUGCAUACCAUCAACCUUCACCACCACAGCAACACCAACAACAACAAUAUCAAAUGCCAAGAACCUCACCUCCAAAUUCGUAUCAACAAAUGAAUACUCCAAUGAAUAAUUUCGGAGUACCAGAAGUGAAUGCGUUUAAUAAACCAAUAACUUGCCCCAAAGUUCCAUUAUCAGUAAAAGAUAUAGAUAUGCAAGCAAGAAAUGAUUUAUAUGCAAAAUUGGGACCAUUACAACUAAAAGCUGAUUAUGAAGUAAAUCAAAUUGGUUUUGAAUAUCAUACAUUAUGUUCAUGUAAAGGAAUACAAUUAGGAUUUGGAGUUGAUACAAGUAAACAAAAAUCUGGUCAAAAAUCAGCUAUGGGUGCAUUAAUGAAUCAUGCUGCUUUACAUGAGUUAGGAGUUUCGAUUCAUUAA